AUUAACUUUAUUUUUAAUAUCAUGUACUUACUUUACAUUAUUUUAAUAUUAGUGAAAAGUCAACCCAGAGCAGAACCGACAAAAAAAAUCAAUGACUAUUUCAAGUAUCCUCAGUCACCACAAGGAAAUCCCCUUGGUUCUCCUAUUCCUGCUUCCAUCAACAGUGGUUUAGAAUAUAGUCUUAUUGCACCAUUACAGCGACCCAUGGUUCAAGUUACAAGUCGGCAAAUUCAAACCGACUUAACUAUAAAUAAAAUCAAAGAGUUAGAAAAUAAGUCAGCAUUGGAUUUAGAAAUGAGAGAUAAUAGAAUAGACGAGUUACAAAGGGCCAGUGAAGAAUUAAAACGUCAGAUUCAAGCUCAACAAAAAUUAAUAGAAAAGCAAAAAGAACAACUAGCUAAGUGUUUAGAUGUUACUAAACAACUUUUAAUUGAAAAGUCAAUGAUGGAAAAAAAAGCAGCGAGACAAAAAUGUAUGCAAAAUCGGCUAAGGUUAGGUCAAUUCAUAACACAACGGCAGGGAGCUUCUUUUGUGGAAAAUUGGGUUGAUGGCUAUGCAUUCACGGAGUUAAUUAAAAAACAAGAACAGAUUGCAUCAGAAAGAGAAGAAAUAGAAAGGCAACGAAAGCUGCUAUGCAAAAAGAAACCAAGUGCUGGUACGCAAAAGGGUAGAGGAAAUAAUGGUAGUGCAACCUCUUUGGGAUUAACCAAUGGUGAUUUUGCUAAACCAGAUCCUCCAAAAGAGAGUUGUUUUCUUUUAAGAUUAAGCUGGCUAGAAUAUUAUGAGCAGGAAGAAAUAUUAAAAUUAAGACAAGCUUCCUUAAAGAAAGAGGAUACUGAUUUACAGAUAGAACUUGAAAAGCUAGAAAGAGAACGAAAUCUUCACAUUCGUGAGCUUAAAAGAAUUCAUAACGAAGAUCAAUCUCGAUUUAAUAAUCAUUUAGUAUUGAAUGAAAGGUAUCUUUUGUUAACAUUAUUAGGAAAGGGAGGCUUUAGUGAAGUUCAUAAGGCAUUUGAUCUUAAAGAACAACGUUAUGUUGCUUGUAAAAUUCAUCAACUUAAUAAAGAUUGGAAAGAUGAUAAAAAAGCCAAUUAUAUAAAACAUGCAUUAAGGGAAUACAAUAUACAUAAAUCUUUGGAUCAUCCUAGAGUUGUUAAAUUGUUCGAUGUGUUUGAAAUAGAUGCUAAUUCUUUUUGUACAGUAUUGGAAUAUUGUGAUGGGCAUGACCUAGAUUUCUACCUCAAGCAACAUAAAUGCAUUCCUGAAAGAGAAGCUAGGUGUAUCAUCAUGCAGGUUGUACAUGCAUUAAAAUAUUUGAAUGAAAUUAAACCACCCAUUAUUCAUUAUGAUCUCAAACCAGGAAACAUUCUUUUAGGAAGUGGUAGUCUCAGUGGGGAAAUCAAAAUAACAGAUUUUGGACUCAGUAAAAUAAUGGAUGAUGAUAAUUAUAGUCCAGAUUGUGGCAUGGACCUCACUUCACAAGGUGCUGGAACAUAUUGGUAUCUUCCUCCUGAAUGUUUUGUUGUUGGAAAAACUCCUCCAAAAAUUUCAUCUAAAGUGGAUGUUUGGAGUGUAGGAGUAAUUUUUUAUCAAUGCCUCUAUGGAAAAAAGCCUUUUGGCCAUAACCAGUCUCAGGCUACAAUUUUAGAAGAAAAUACUAUAUUGAAAGCAACGGAUGUAGAAUUUCCACCUAAACCUGCUGUCAGUGGUGAGGCAAAACAAUUCAUCCGUCGCUGUCUGCAGUACCGCAAAGAAGAUCGAAUCGACGUCUUCUCGUUGGCAAGCGAGGAGUAUCUGAAACCAAACUAUCCUAAACACAGUCGCCAGUCGAGCACGUCGGAAAAGUCGUAGCCUUUAGUCAUCGUUACCAGUAAAAAGGAAAUAAGCGGCGGGCGGGUGCCGGAGGAACGCCCGUCUCGUUCCCUAUCACGUCUACGUCAGUUGUUUCCGAAUAUAAACAAUACCUACCGGACCCGGAAGAGUGUAUUUUGUCUUUCGUCGUCGAAGAAACGGCGCCGAGCGCGCGCCCGGUCCCGGACCCCGGGCGGAAGGCGCGUGAUCGUCGUCCCUCCGCCAACGUCGAGCCACGCUUUCUUCGGCUGCGUCGUCGGCCCAGUGUGUACAUUUUCCCGGGACGACCGGCGGUUCCCCGCCGAAAGGAAGCGGCGCCCUCCGCCGACGAACGUUAAAAAAAGGGCCGAAUGGGGACGUAUUUAUACUCGACGAAGUACGCCACAUAUCUUCUUUCUUGGUAGCCCGUGCCCACCGGGACCUCGUCUCUUCUUUUAUUUGGUUUUUUAGCGGAGCGGAAAGGACGGACGCGCGUAAGUAGCCACCCACAUUUACCGGACUUUGCUGUUACCGGGUCUGACGACGGGGAGAGGCCGAACGGACCGCGCGAUAACGACGGGUGCGUCUGCAUCGGUCGAAGCUUCCUCCCUAUUUUCCAUAGUUAAUGUAAUAUAGUUCCACGAUGUACGUAAUCACUAUCGCUGUUAGUAGGCUUGCAACAGUGACCGACCGGCGCACGCGCCAAAUACUUCUGUCUGCGGCAAUCGAGUAAAAAAAAAAAAAGGCUACGAUACGAGCCUGUGUCUUGUUAGUAAAGCUGAAAUUCUUUCACAAAA
Molecule: messenger RNA, 2627 nt
Organism: Centruroides sculpturatus (bark scorpion)
Lineage: Eukaryota; Metazoa; Arthropoda; Arachnida; Scorpiones; Buthidae
Gene: Tlk
Product: serine/threonine-protein kinase tousled-like 2
Exons: 14
Coding region: 22-1851 (609 amino acids)
Biological process (GO): intracellular signal transduction; chromosome segregation; peptidyl-serine phosphorylation
Cellular component (GO): nucleus
Molecular function (GO): protein serine/threonine kinase activity; ATP binding
Source: RefSeq, a predicted model, not a curated record